Molecule: messenger RNA, 3266 nt
Organism: Nylanderia fulva
Lineage: Eukaryota; Metazoa; Arthropoda; Insecta; Hymenoptera; Formicidae
Product: kinesin-like protein Klp61F
Biological process (GO): microtubule-based movement; mitotic spindle assembly; spindle elongation
Cellular component (GO): mitotic spindle; spindle microtubule; nucleus
Molecular function (GO): plus-end-directed microtubule motor activity; microtubule binding; ATP binding
Source: RefSeq, a predicted model, not a curated record
CGUUAGUUAAUGAUUAUUUGCACUACAGGAUUAUUGAUGUUAGCACAAUCAAGGAAAUUGUCAGUUGGUAGUAGUGGUAGUCAGACACCAUCGCCUAGCGGCGAUUGCGUAAAAUAUCUCGAUUCGAAUUCUCCAACGGAUGCUUGCCUGACUUCUGGCGUGUGAGCGUUUACAAACAGUAAAUACAUACGAAAUAAAACGUAUCGGAAGAAAAGUGAAAUCGUAUCAGCUGUGUUAUAACGAGAAAUAUUUGAGGCACAAAAAGUUAUCCAAAAUGAAUGAUACACGUAACAUGAAGAAGGAUAAAAAUCAGCAUAUACAGGUUUUCGUGCGUGUUAGGCCAAUAAAUAAUUCUGAGAAAAUUGGGAAAUCAUUCUUAGCAGUGGAAUUACCAUCUAACAAAGAAGUAGUAGUGCAUGAAAGGUCACAGGGAACUCACUCCAAAAAAUUUACAUUUGACAAAGUAUUUGGACCUUCCUCAAAACAAAUAGAUGUAUAUAAUGCAGUUGUUAAUCCAUUGCUUGAAGAGGUACUAGCAGGAUAUAAUUGCACAGUGUUUGCCUAUGGUCAAACUGGAACUGGAAAAACAUUUACUAUGGAAGGUGUUAGCAAUGAUCCAACAUUACAUUGGCAAAGUGAUACAACUGCUGGAAUUAUACCUCGUGCAUUGAGUCACUUGUUUGAUGAAUUACGUUUGUUGGAAGCACAAGAAUACACAGUACGAGUUAGUUUUCUUGAAUUAUAUAAUGAAGAAUUAUUUGAUCUGCUAUCACCUAACGAUGAUGCAUCUAAAAUAAGGCUUUAUGAAGAUGCAACAAGAAAAGGGUCAGUAAUUAUUCAUGGAUUAGAGGAAGUAACUGUACAUAAUAAAAAUGAGGUUUAUAAAAUCCUAGAGAAGGGGUCUGAAAAAAGACAAACAGCUGCAACUUUAAUGAAUGCUCAUUCAAGUCGUUCCCAUACAGUAUUUUCUAUUACUAUUCAUAUAAAAGAGAAUAAUGUAGAUGGGGAGGAGCUUUUGAAAACUGGAAAAUUAAAUUUGGUAGAUUUAGCUGGGAGUGAGAAUGUUGGAAGAUCUGGUGCAGUUGAUAGGAGAGCAAGAGAAGCAGGAAAUAUUAAUCAAUCAUUAUUGACUCUUGGUCGAGUUAUAACAGCACUUGUUGAAAGAGCGCCUCACAUACCAUAUAGAGAGUCAAAAUUAACGAGACUUUUGCAAGAAUCAUUAGGCGGACGUACAAAAACAUCAAUUAUUGCAACAGUAUCCCCAGCAAGCAUAAAUAUUGAGGAAACAUUGUCAACAUUAGAUUAUGCUCAUCGUGCCAAAAAUAUCACAAAUCGUCCUGAGAUUAAUCAGAAAUUGUCUAAAACAUUGCUUAAAGAAUAUACAGAAGAAAUUGAAAGACUUAGAAGAGAUUUAUUAGCAGCACGUGAACGAAGUGGUGUAUAUUUGGCACAUGAAAAUUAUAACGAAAUGCAAUCAUUAAUUGAAAAUCAGGGUAAGGAAAUUGAAGAAAAAAUAACUCACAUGAAAGUGAUGAAGGAAACUAUGGAACUUAAAGAGCAAAUAUUCAAUGAUUUAAAAGCAAAACAUGAUGAGCAAACUUAUCAUCUACAUGAAACCAGGGAACAAUUAGAAACUACCACACAUGCUUUAAAAUCGACUGCUGCACUUUUAGAAAUGACAGAACGUGAGAAAGAAGAACAACAUUAUUUAGUAGAAAAACAUGCGUCUACAGAGAAAGAACUUUUAUUACAGGCACAAACACUUUUGAAUGUUGCUGAUAUGGCUACAACUGAUGUAAAUAAGCUUCAGGAUAAAAUUUCUUAUAAGAGGCAAUUAGAACAGACAAACGAACAUCUCGGUCAUCAAUUCCGAAAUAGCAUUGCAAAACAGUUUCAAGACAUGGAAAAUAAUGUUACAGUUCAUUCACAAAAUUUUCUACAAUUUUGUACUUCUGUGAAAAAUAAAAUAGAUUCACAAGUAAAACAAUUCAAAAAGGAUAUAGAUUUGUUAAUCCAUCAUAUGUCAAAUGAUAUUGUUAAUAAAGAACAAUUAGCAGUGGAUGAAUUCACAAAAAAUGUAAAUAAUUCGUAUGGAUACUAUCAACAAUGGUUGGACACAGAAAUGAAAUAUUCAUCUGACACAGCUCAAAACGAACAAGAAUUUUUAAAUGAUACAUCCUUAAAAUUAACAUCAAAAAUUAAUGAUUUGAUACAAAUUAAUAGUUUACAAGUUGCAAAUAAUUUACGCCAUUUAAAUGAUGACGUAUCUCAGAAAUUUGAUAAAUUAUUGGCAUAUACAAAUGAAUCAAUGAAACAACUUUGUAAUCAUAAAAUACAGGAACGUGACAAUUUACAUAAAAGUAUAAACGAGAUAAGACAAAAUGUACAAGCUAUUCAUGAAGGUAAUGGUAAAAUUAUGGAGGAACAAGAAAGUUUUAAGAAGUCAUUUGAAAAUCUAUGGCUACAAUUUAAUAAGUUGAAUAAAAAUGUGACUGAAAAUUAUUCUAAUGCAUGCGCUACUGUAACUUGUGUUAAUGAACUAUGCGACAGCACGGAUAUCGUUAUUCUCGAUAAUUACCACAAAACUGUUGGAGACAAUAAGUCUCUGCAAGAGAAAAUUCAGAGCAAUAUAGACAUACUUAAAAGUGAUAUUGAUCAUAAUAUGAUAAAGAAUCAAGCUAUAGCAGAACAGAUUGCAGUAGAAGGCCAUAAUUUAACUGACCAAUUUCAAACUAAUAUAAACAACCAUUGCAAUGUAUUAACACAGAACAAAUUACGUGUUGAAGAUAAUAUGAAACAAAUGCAACAAAAAUUCAUAGAAGAUAAUUCUUCUUCUAUUGGAUGCAUUGAGAAUAUCCAUGAUAUACUAAUGCAAGGACAUGAUAAUCACAUAAAACUUGUAAAAGAAAAAGAAAAGAAAAACCUACAAGUAUACAUAGAAUUAAACGAUGAAAUUAAAAAGCAAAGUGAAAUUUCAUUUGAUUGGAAUAACGAGACGACUACGAAAUUGACUUCAAUACAAGAAAGAAUUGGGAAAUUCUUCUUUGAAGAUUUACAACGCGAUACACCAACAGGUUUAACACCUGCAAGAAAAGAUUACCAUUACCCACGACACUUCGUCCAAACUUCACCUCAUGAUCGAAUUAUUAGGAGGUUGAGAGACAAGAAUAACCAUGAAAGCUCUGAUGAUGAAGAAACAACGUUGGUCAAUAAUAACACACCGAAAAAGCAAUGGCCAAACGCAAAUUAGACACUUCCACAACUGG